Messenger RNA from Paraphaeosphaeria sporulosa, 970 nucleotides. RefSeq lists its product as uncharacterized. Gene Ontology annotation, biological process: cilium assembly. NCBI's taxonomy places the organism in Eukaryota, Fungi, Ascomycota, Dothideomycetes, Pleosporales, Didymosphaeriaceae. The record is from RefSeq and is a predicted model, not a curated record. Bases 142 to 870 code for a protein of 242 amino acids. The transcript has a single exon.
GGCAACGUGAACGUUCCUAAUCACUGAGUCCAAGUACAACAACUCAUACAAUACCGCGACACAGAUUUUCAGAUUCUUUGGAACACCAUUUCCAAACACCCUCACCCUCAUCCAAGACUAGAAAGACCACGGGCAUCGAAAAUGGCCAUCUCAACGUCCACCACAACACUUUCCGCGAACGACGCAAGAAUCCUGAAUGCCCUUUUCGACCCAGAAACACUCCCCUCCUCAGUUGCAGCGGCACAAUCAACCUCCACAAUCGACGACUCUCUGCCUCCACAUCCAGCCAUCCCAUCAUCACAGCUCUCCACCCUAGAAGCCCAGCAAAACGAGCUAGUACGACACAUCACAUCCAGCUCAUCCAUCUCCUCCGUAGAAGCGGCGAUAAAACAACAAGAUGAGAUAGUGUCAAGCCACCCCUCCUACCCCAGCGCCUACCUCAACCGCGCUAUGCUCCGCCGCAUGUUGCUAGAAUCCUCCCUCCCAAAAGAAGCCGACGCCUCCAUAUUCUCCUCACCCGAACCGGACCUAGACGCUCUCUUCUCGGACCUAUCCCGCUCAAUCUCGACAUGUCUUCCCUCUUCAUCAUCCGCAAGCACCUCCGUAUCCACAUAUCAAGCGCGCAUUCUACGAACAGCAUAUUCGCACCGCGCGUACUUGUAUCUGAAAGCCGCGGAACUGGGAAUAGAGUGGAGGGGGAAGGGCAAGAGUGAGCUGGAGGAGGCGGCGAGUGCGGAUUUUGCGGGGGCCGCGAGGUUCGGGGAUGAGGUCGCGCGGGAGAUGAGCGUGAGGACGAAUCCGUAUGCGAAGAUGUGUGGGGCAAUUGUGAGGAAUGCGUUGAGGGAGGAGAGGAGAGAUAUGCUGGGCUAGAUGUAUGACGACUCGAGAGAAGAAAGGAAUAUAAUUGUGAACUUAUGACAGACAGCAGUGUGUCGAUCGGUAUAGAGUAGUCUUGUAUGAGAACGUCUUC